AUGGAGGCUCAAUUGGAGAACGGGAACGGGGUGAAGGUCCCAUACGCUGUAACGACAACGAUGGAGACACUUCCAUAUCGAGAGGUUCAAAGGUGUUGUGAACCUCGACAGCAAGGACAAAAUGUCCAUUUUUUCCUUGUAACCUCUCCGAAGAAGAAAAAUGGGCGCUUCGGUAACUACCAAGAUGCGGAUGUUGUCGUCAGGGAAACGCCUGGACGAAUCUCCAGGGUCCUCAUGUCGGACGACUUCAAAAACAUCCCGAGCGCUGGAACGUUCAACAUGGCAACAGAUGCCACUGUUGCCGAUGACGGGACAGUAAGGUUUUCUAGGAAGACGCAAAUUCAACCCGAAGAGGUAACGACCGUUUGCGGUGAAAUUGAGGCCAUGGGCUUCGAGGAUGUUGAAGGUCUGCCGGGCGAGGGCGAGGGCGAGGGCGAGGGCGAGGGUCUGCCGGGGGGUGCGGGCGAGGGCGAGGGUCUGCCGAGGGGUGCGGGCGGGGGCGAGGGUCUGUCGGCGGGCGAGGGCGAGGGUCUGCCGGGGAGCGAGGGCGAGGGUCUGCCAGGGAGCGAGGGCGAGGGUCUGCCGGGGAGCGAGGGCGAAGGUCUGCCGGGGAGCGAGGGCGAAGGUCUGCCGGGGAGCGAGGGCGAGGGUCUGCCAAGGGACGACCUCGAGGGUCUGCCGGGGAGCGAGGGCGAGGGUCUGCCAAGGAGCGAGGGCGAGGGUCUGCCAAGGGACGACCUCGAGGGUCUGCCGGGGAGCGAGGGCGAGGGUCUGCCAAGGGACGACCUCGAGGGUCUGCCGGGGAGCGAGGGCGAGGGUCUGCCAGGGAGCGAGGGCGAGGGUCUGCCAAGGGACGACCUCGAGGGUCUGCCAAGGGACGACCUCGAGGGUCUGCCAGGGAGCGAGGGCGAGGGUCUGCCAAGGGACGACCUCGAGGGUCUGCCGGGGAGCGAGGGCGAGGGUCUGCCAAGGGACGACCUCGAGGGUCUGCCGGGGAGCGAGGGCGAAGGUCUGCCAAGGAGCGAGGGCGAAGGUCUGCCGGGGAGCGAGGGCGAGGGUCUGCCAAGGAGCGAGGGCGAAGGUCUGCCGGGGAGCGAGGGCGAAGGUCUGCCAAGGGACGACCUCGAGGGUCUGCCGGGGAGCGAGGGCGAAGGUCUGCCGGGGAGCGAGGGCGAGGGUCUGCCAAGGGACGACCUCGAGGGUCUGCCGGGGAGCGAGGGCGAAGGUCUGCCGGGGAGCGAGGGCGAGGGUCUGCCAAGGGACGACCUCGAGGGUCUGCCGGGGAGCGAGGGCGAAGGUCUGCCGGGGAGCGAGGGCGAGGGUCUGCCAAGGGACGACCUCGAGGGUCUGCCGGGGAGCGAGGGCGAAGGUCUGCCGGGGAGCGAGGGCGAGGGUCUGCCAAGGGACGACCUCGAGGGUCUGCCAAGGAGCGAGGGCGAAGGUCUGCCAGGGAGCGAGGGCGAGGGUCUGCCAAGGGACGACCUCGAGGGUCUGCCAGGGAGCGAGGGCGAGGGUCUGCCAGGGAGCGACGGCGAGGGUCUGCCGGGGAGCGAGGGCGAGGGUCUGCCAGGGAGCGAGGGCGAGGGUCUGCCAGGGAGCGACGGCGAGGGUCUGCCAGGGAGCGAGGGCGAGGGUCUGCCAAGGGAUGACGGCGAGGGUGCCCGGAGACGACGAGCCUCGGCCCGAAAACGAGGGGACGAUUCUCUGGUGAUAAAUUGUUACCAGAUGGCUCCAGUUGGUGUAGCAGACGACACACUUUCCAACAAAGGGGAAAAGGGUAAAAAUAUGAGUAGGCUGGUUAUCAUCGAGCAGACGGCUCACCAGUCUAAGAUGUAUUGA
Molecule: messenger RNA, 1839 nt
Organism: Haliotis rufescens (red abalone)
Lineage: Eukaryota; Metazoa; Mollusca; Gastropoda; Lepetellida; Haliotidae
Product: S-antigen protein-like
Exons: 5
Coding region: 1-1839 (612 amino acids)
Source: RefSeq, a predicted model, not a curated record